AUGGCUUUUUUGGACAAUCCUGCUAUAAUCUUGGCCCACAUCAGGCAGUCUCAUGUGACCAGCGACGACACAGGAAUGUGUGAGAUGGUCCUCAUAGACCAGGAUGUGGACCUGGAGAAGUGCCAGCUCACCGUGGUGCCUGGUAGCAGCUGCGGCUCGUCCGGACUGAGCUGUCUCAUUGAAGCCGGUAGCAGCGUGACGGAUAACCACGUGUGCGACUUGUCCCAGUCCAUGGACAUCACCUCCAGCUGGGACUUUGGCAUUCGCCGGCGCUCCAAUACAGCUCAAAGGCUCGAAAGGCUAAGAAAAGAGAGGCAGAACCAAAUCAAGUGUAAAAACAUUCAGUGGAAGGAAAGAUCGUCCAACCAGUCUGUGGACGAUCUUGGCUCUUUAUUUGAAAAAAAGGACUUCAAAGACAGGCCCAGACAAUCUGGGGUCAAGUCCACCCUGUCGCUGCGGCUGGAGCAGUGCCCCCAGCAGCUCAACAACCCCUUCAAUGAGUACUCCAAGUUUGAUGGCAAGGGUCACAUCGGUACAACGUCUACAAAAAAGAUUGACGUCUAUCUUCCAAUGCAACUGGGUCAGGAGAAAGUUCAUCCAAUGACUGUGGUGACCAUUGCCAACGCCCGUGUCCACGACCUGAUCGGCCUCAUCUGCUGGCAGUACACCAGUGAGGGACGAGAACCUAAACUAAAUGAGAAUGUGAACGCCUACUGCCUCCAUAUUGCAGAGGAUGAUGGGGAAGUGGACACCGAUUUCCCUCCACUGGACUCAAACGAACCCAUCCACAAGUUUGGUUUUAGCACUUUGGCCUUAGUAGAGAAGUAUUCUUCGCCUGGACUCACUUCUAGACAGUCACUCUUUGUCAGAAUAAAUGCUGCUCAUGGUUUCUCUUUAAUCCCUGUGGAUAGUCUAAAAGUUACCAUGAAGGAAAUCCUCCAGAAAGCUCUAAAAAAGAGAAAAGGCUCACAGAAAGGCGCAGGGCCCAUGUACCGUCUGGAGAAGCAGAUGGAGCCAAACUUAGCUGUUGACUUGGACUCGAGCUUGGAGAGCCAGAACACCCUGGAGUUUUGCCUCGUCAGAGAAAACAGUUCUAGAGGUGAGGAGAGCUCAGAGGAAGACCCGCCCAUUGAUAUCACCACAGUCCAAGACAUGCUGAGCAGCCACCACUAUAAAUCCUUCAAGAUCAGUAUGAUCCACAAGCUUCGCUUCACCACUGAUGUCCAGCUAGGCAUUUCAGGAGAGAAAGUUGAAAUCGACCCAGUAACCAAUCAAAAGGCCAGCACCAAGUUCUGGAUUCGGCAGAAACCCAUCUCCAUCGACUCGGACCACCUGUGUGCCUGUGAUCUGGUGGAGGAGAGAAGCCCCAGUCAUGCAAUAUUCAAGCUGACCUAUCUCAGCAACCACGACUACAAGCCUCUGUACUUUGAGUCUGACGCUGCGACUGUUAAUGAAAUUGUCCUCAAGGUGAACUACAUCCUGGAGUCUCGAGCCAGCACCUCUCGGGCCGAUUACUACGCCCAGAAGCAACGCAAACUGAGCCGGCGGACCAGCUUUAGUUUCCAAAAGGACAAGAAGAGCGGCCAGUAGACGAGCCGAGGAUGCUGGGGCAGCUGAGCGAUGACCAUCUGCUGUGUUUGUGGAGCCUUUCACAACACAAAGGUCAGCAGGCUGGAACAUCAGGGACACAGAGACUCAGACAGAUUCCAUCCAAGACCGCCAUGAAGAAGGACAACAGCAGAGAGCUGGACACCUCAGACCAGAACCUUUGUUAUUUUUCUAAAGAUGAAGAAGAGUGAGAGGAAGUGUCAACAGUCUGGUUGAACGUUUGCACUGGAUGUUUUAGUUUACUUUGUUUAGGACUGUCCUCCAGGACGGACGUGUGGAAUUCAACCAAUCAGAGCUCUGUGUUUAAAACUCUGCUUUUUUCCAUUUCUCUAAUAUCAUUUUAAAUGUACUGUACAUAAACAUUUUAUAUUCUAAAAAAUAAUAAAUAACAUUGAAUGAAAUAAUCACAAUGCAAAACAAAUUUGGAGUUCAUUGAAAAACUGAAAUGACCUAAAGUGUUUCUAUAAACCAAUGAAAUGUAAUAAAAUUGACCUUUGCUAUGAGA
Messenger RNA from Oryzias melastigma (Indian medaka), 2113 nucleotides. It is a transcript of the gene mapkap1, whose product is annotated as MAPK associated protein 1. The record is from RefSeq and is a predicted model, not a curated record. Gene Ontology annotation, biological process: TORC2 signaling. NCBI's taxonomy places the organism in Eukaryota, Metazoa, Chordata, Actinopteri, Beloniformes, Adrianichthyidae. Gene Ontology annotation, molecular function: phosphatidylinositol-4,5-bisphosphate binding. The transcript is spliced from 11 exons. Bases 1 to 1590 code for a protein of 529 amino acids. Gene Ontology annotation, cellular component: cytoplasm; TORC2 complex; plasma membrane.